Pteropus alecto (black flying fox) is the source of this 12442-nucleotide messenger RNA. It is a transcript of the gene PHC3, whose product is annotated as polyhomeotic homolog 3. The transcript has 16 exons. The coding region runs from base 44 to 3079 and encodes 1011 amino acids. Gene Ontology annotation, molecular function: zinc ion binding; protein binding. The record is from RefSeq and is a predicted model, not a curated record. NCBI's taxonomy places the organism in Eukaryota, Metazoa, Chordata, Mammalia, Chiroptera, Pteropodidae. Gene Ontology annotation, cellular component: nucleus; PRC1 complex.
GGGGGGCGCAUGCGCAGCCCGUGUUAGUGAUGGAGGAGAGAAGAUGGCGGAAGCGGAAUUUAAGGACCACAGUACAGCUAUGGAUAGUGAACCAAACCCUGGAACAUCUGUUUCGACAACAACCAGUAGCACCACCACUACCACUAUUACCACUUCCUCUUCUCGAAUGCAGCAACCACAGAUCUCUGUCUACAGUGGCUCAGACCGACAUGCUGUACAGGUAAUUCAACAGGCAUUGCAUCGCCCCCCCAGCUCAGCUGCUCAGUACCUUCAGCAAAUGUAUGCAGCUCAACAACAGCACUUGAUGCUGCACACUGCAGCUCUUCAGCAGCAGCACUUAAGCAGCUCCCAGCUUCAGAGCCUUGCUGCUGUUCAGGCAAGUUUGUCCAGUGGAAGACCAUCUACAUCCCCGACGGGAAGUGUCACACAACAGUCAAGUAUGUCCCAGACAUCUAUCAACCUCUCCACUUCUCCUACACCUGCACAGUUAAUAAGCCGUUCCCAGGCUUCCAGUUCUACCAGCGGCAGUAUUACCCAACAGACUAUGUUACUAGGGAGUACCUCCCCUACCCUCACGGCAAGCCAAGCUCAAAUGUAUCUGCGAGCUCAGAUGCUGAUUUUCACACCCGCUACCACUGUGGCUGCUGUACAGUCUGACAUUCCUGUUGUCUCGUCGUCAUCGUCAUCUUCCUGUCAGUCUGCAGCUACUCAGGUUCAGAAUUUAACAUUACGCAGCCAGAAGUUGGGUGUAUUAUCUAGCUCUCAGAAUGGUCCUCCAAAAAGCACUAGUCAAACUCAGUCAUUGACAAUUUGUCAUAACAAAACAACAGUGACCAGCUCUAAAAUCAGCCAACGAGAUCCUUCUCCAGAAAGUAAUAAGAAAGGAGAAAGUCCAAGUCUGGAAUCACGAAGCACAGCUGUCACCCGGACAUCAAGUAUUCACCAGUUAAUAGCACCAGCUACAUAUCCUCCAAUUCAGCCUCAUCCUCUAAUAAAACAUCAGCAGAUUCCUCUUCAUUCACCACCUCCCAAGGUUUCCCAUCAUCAGCUGAUACUACAGCAGCAGCAACAGCAAAUUCAGCCAAUCACACUCCAAAAUCCAACUCAAGAUCCACCCCCAUCCCAGCACUGUAUACCACUCCAAAACCAUGGCCUCCCUCCUGCUCCCAGUAAUGCCCAGUCACAGCAUUGUUCACCAAUUCAGAGUCAUCCCCCUCCUUUAACAGUGUCGCCUAGCCAGUCACAGUCGGCACAGCAGUCUGUAGUGGUGUCUCCUCCACCACCUCAUUCACCAAGUCAGUCUCCUACUAUAAUUAUUCAUCCACAAGCACUUAUUCAACCACACCCUCUUGUGUCAUCAGCUCUCCAGCCAGGGCCAAACUUGCAGCAGUCCACUGCUAAUCAGGUGCAACCCACAGCACAGCUGAAUCUUCCAUCCCAUCUUUCACUUCCAGCUUCCCCUGUUGUACACAUUGGCCCAGUUCAGCAGUCUGCCUUAGUGUCCCCAGGUCAGCAGAUUGUGUCUCCAGCAUCACACCAGCAAUAUUCAACCCUGCAGUCCUCUCCAAUCCCAAUUGCAACCCCUCCACAGAUGUCAACAUCUCCUCCAGCUCAGAUUCCACCACUGCCCUUGCAGUCUAUGCAGUCUUUACAAGUGCAGCCUGAAAUUCUGUCCCAGGGCCAGGUUUUGGUGCAGAAUGCUUUGGUGUCAGAAGAGGAGCUUCCAGCUGCAGAAGCUUUGGUCCAGUUGCCAUUUCAGACUCUUCCUCCUCCACAGACUGUUGCGGUAAACCUACAAGUACAACCGCCAGCACCUGUUGAUCCACCAGUGGGAAUGCAUUUGAACCAGUGUCAUCUGCACAAAGUUUUUUCUCUUAAGGUCUAUCAAGUAGAAGAUGUGUGUGAGGAAGAAAUGCCAGAAGAGUCAGACGAAUGUGUCCGGAUGGACAGAACCCCACCACCACCCACAUUGUCUCCAGCAGCUAUAACUGUGGGGAGAGGAGAAGAGUUGACUUCCGAACAUCCUUUGUUAGAGCAAGUGGAAUUACCUGCUGUGGCAUCAGUCAGUGCUUCAGUAAUUAAAUCUCCUUCAGAUCCUUCACAUGUUUCUGUUCCUGCUCCUCCACUCUUACUUCCAGCUGCUACUUCAAGAAGUAAUAGUACAUCUAUGCCCAGUAGUAUUCCCAAUAUAGAAAACAGACCUCCACAGGCCAUUGUUAAACCACAGAUCUUGACCCAUGUUAUUGAAGGUUUUGUGAUUCAGGAAGGAUUGGAGCCAUUUCCUGUGAGUCGUUCAUCUUUGCUAAUAGAACAGCCUGUGAAAAAAAGGCCUCUUUUGGAUAAUCAGGUGAUAAAUUCUGUGUGUGUUCAGCCAGAGCUACAGAAUAAUACAAAGCAUGCAGAUAAUUCAUCUGACACAGAGAUGGAAGACAUGAUUGCUGAAGAGACGUUAGAAGAAAUGGACAGUGAGUUGCUUAAGUGUGAAUUCUGCGGGAAGAUGGGAUAUGCUAAUGAAUUUCUUCGGUCAAAACGAUUCUGCACUAUGUCAUGUGCCAAAAGGUACAAUGUUAGCUGUUCUAAAAAAUUUGCACUUAGUCGUUGGAAUCGUAAGCCUGAUAAUCAAAGUCUUGGGCAUCGUGGCCGCCGUCCAAGUGGCCCUGAUGGGGCAGCAAGAGAACAUAUCCUUAGGCAGCUUCCAAUUACUUAUCCAUCUGCAGAAGAAGACUUGGCUUCUCAUGAAGAUUCUGUGCCGUCUGCUAUGACAACACGUCUGCGCAGGCAGAGUGAGCGGGAAAGAGAGCGUGAGCUCCGGGAUGUGAGAAUUAGGAAAAUGCCCGAGAACAGUGACUUGCUACCAGUUGCACAAACAGAGCCCUCUAUCUGGACAGUUGAUGACGUCUGGGCCUUCAUCCAUUCUUUGCCUGGCUGCCAGGAUAUCGCAGAUGAGUUCAGAGCACAAGAGAUUGAUGGACAAGCCCUUCUCUUGCUAAAAGAAGACCAUCUUAUGAGUACAAUGAAUAUCAAGCUAGGCCCGGCCCUAAAGAUCUGUGCACGCAUCAACUCUUUGAAGGAAUCUUAACAGGAUCAUGAGGCUUUGAGAUAACAGCAGUGUAACUCUUCUUAAACAAACUUGUAAGGUAAAGGCUCAGGUUGGCCUACAAUAUUAUCACUUAUUGUGGUGGAUAGCCAAGCACAUUGGGAUCUCUGCAUCAAAAGUUGACAUUUCUUCUACAGAUAUUAUAAUUCAUCAUACAUUUUCAUAAUUAGCCAACAUUGGUGAAAUUAAUUUUACAGGUUACAUGUAACAUUGAAAGACUUGUUAUAGAGGGCCAUGAUAUUUUUCAAAAAAACGUGUUAUACUAGAUAAUUUUUAAAUGUAAUGUUUAUCAUUAAUAUAAAGAAUCCUUUUAAAAGUAAUUUAACGAUUUACAUUUCUCCUCUUUUGAUUAUUUUCUUCUACAGUUUUCUACCCUAUAAGUUUUCUAUAGGUUGUCAUGAGAGAUAAUUUAGGAAUAAUUUAGGAGUCCAGUGACUGGAAUUGUUUGCAAUGAGUUAUCAGUAUGCAUUUAAAAAACAUGUCUGUUAGAAAGUUGCUUUGUCUAUAAAAAGGAUUGCAUUCUAGCAUGAAUAAUACUGAUCUGGAAUGAAGAAGAGUUCGUUUCUACUCCAAACUUGACCAGGAAUUUGAUGUGGCUGAGAAAGUUUCACUCUUAGUUUUUGUAUAUUCAGAGCAGUGGUUCUCAUAGAUCAGUUUUGCUACCCAAAUACCAGGGGGCAUUUGGCAAUACCUAGGAAUGUUUUGAUUGUCAUAGCUUGGCGGGGAGAGAGGGAGGGUUGCUACUGGUAUCUAACAUAGGAGACAGGGAUAUUGCUAAAUAUCCUACAAUGCACAGGACAGCCCUCCACAACAGAGAAUUAUCCAGUCCAAAAUGUUAGUAGUGGCAAGGUUGAGAAACACUGAUGUAGGAGUGAUAAAUGUUUCUCUUUUUCAUCCAAAGGAAUAUUUUUAAAAGAUGAAACAUGAUAAGGAACACAUUAUACAAUGGAAGUAUUCCAGAUAGGUAGCAUUCAGUGUUCUGCUAAAGUAUUUUUCCCAGUUUAUGCAUACUAGAAGAAGGGGAUAAAAAUUCAUUAAAUUGGCCUGUAAAAUAAGGACUGGCAUACAAAUAAUUUGACUCUGAGGUACUGAUUCAUAUUGUCUUUCAUAUCUCUGUUCUCAUCUGUACUGAUGAAGGCAUAAAAUACCUUAUGAACCAUUGUACAGCCUUUUGGCAAGGCAAUAGUUUGUAGCAGGUAUGUGUUUGGUCUUCACAUAUUUUCUGAUGUUGAACAUGCUGGGUCUAGCUAGAAUACAUACUCCUUUUUUCUUUACUACACCCUUGCAUGCUUCCUACAAAGCACUUACCAAGUGAUAUCUCUUGAAUAAUCAGAUCUAAUUUUGUAUGUACAUGUUUUAGGGGGAAAAAAUUUAAAACAGAACCUGUCACUGAAGUUAGUGUUCUAUUAGAUUUAUGACACUAAAACAAAAUUGCUGUGGGAGCCCUGAGGGCUUUAUAGUCCUGGACAUCAAAAAUGUGUUUCAAUCUUUUUUUCUCUUAUCUUUACUAUACAAUGGAAAUGUUUUAGUAACUGGAAGAACACACAGAUAUUUAGCAGAAAUUCAGUGAGUGAGGAAGAGUCCAAGGGUUUCAGUCAUUGUCACUGCUCUUUUCAAAGAUUGUGUUGAGCUAGUAGAAGACUAAAGAUGUCAUUAAAGACAUCACAGAUAUUUAUCUUUUGGCUUUGUGUACAUUAGAGAAUGUUGAUUAUUUUUAUACAAAAAUACGGCGGGUAAUUUUUUUAAUCUUUAGAUGCCUCUUGUUUGAAUGUAUGCUUUGUGGGAUUCUUUUGUGUAGUCAUGUUUUAAAAAAAAAUGUUUACUGAUAGUUACGUGUAGGAUUAGAAUGUGUAAUAUAGUGUAAGGCUCACGUUCCAGACCUACAAUAGCUUAUAGUCUAUGUUACAUAUUUCUUUAUAUCACAUUUUAAAUUAUUGGAUUAAAGUUUCAAGGAAAGGUAGGUACUCUGUAGUCAGUUUUCAUUGUGACAGUUGUCACACGAUUGACUUUUCCCCUGAUCUUGCAAUUUGAGAACACUAGUAUAGGCUAAGCAUUAAUAGGAGAUGGCCCACUGUAUGAGGGGCGGGCACAAAAGGAAACCUACCCUGGAGUUAAAACUUUAUUGUAGAUAAUAAACGAGUAAUAUAAAACUGAUCAUUUGGAAAUAGAUUUCCCCUUGCAAUAAUGAUUACCUCCCAUAACUAUAUUAUCUAUAACCUUUAAGGUAUUAACUUUGAACUGUGUUAUAGGUUCUCCCUUUAUUUACUCCCUUUUCUAAUAGCAGUGAUUAUAUACUUACUAAAAGCCCCUGUGCCUAGCACUGUGUUAAGUAUCCAAGAAAGCUUACAAGAGGGGUUUCCAUUUGAGAGCACCUUAUAAUCUUAAAUCUUAUAAUAAUCUUAAGACUAGUUCAGAUCUUCUCUUGUCUCCACUCAAAACAUACCGGAAAAUAUACUUGCUUUUUUCAAGUGAGUUGUUUUAUUUAGAAAUGGCUGAUUUGCUUUUAACUGGUAGUUCUCACCAUUGAUUCACCUCUCUUUCUGUAGACAAUUAACCCAUCUUAAUUUCAAAGCUUCUGUUAUAUAUAAAGGAUAUAGACGAUAACAUUGGGCGUCCACCUCUCUCCUGAGCUUUAAACAGUUUUAGUGUGAUAUAGGUGGGGAGAAAGCUAUUAUUUUCAUUUUCCUUCAUUUCACUAUUUGUUUUAGGGUUUUGAUUCAGAGGGAAUGACAAGCAGAAAGGGGAUAUGGGAAGUUCUUCUUGCUUUUGCUACCUAAGUUUGCAUUUUCUGACUUCUUUAAACUGAUAUGCACUCUUUUCUUAUUGAGAGAAAAAAACCCUACAAGUUUGAAAUUUUAUUUCCUUUAAGUCAUGUGUUCCUAAGAAAGUAAACCAACAGCUGGUUUGUAAAAAUUACUUUUUACGUGACAUGGAUUUUCAUCAAGCCUUGUGUAAGGAUGUAUGUGUCUGACACAGCUGUGCAGCUUGUAUAAAUUAGUAUAGUAUGAGACAGACUUCUCUCCCCAAACCUGUCACUUUUUAAGUGGCAUUUAACAAUUUCCAUGAUGGUACUUUUAAUUUGCUGUGGCAUCCUCUAACCAGACAUUUUUUUAGUCCCAGUUUAAGGGCUGUCACCUAGAAGUAGAGAAGGUGGAAUGAGAGGGAGGAAAUGUUAGUGAAGAGACUUGAACGGAGAGAGGUGGGCAAGAGACUUGCCACUUGUUUACCCCGCUUCAACACUGAACAAAUUUCUGCACUUUCGAAGUUACUGUUCAUGUUUUACCUAGUUUUAAAUAGAAAUGAUUUUUCUUAAGUAGCCCACUUCCUAUUUUUGUUUCCUGGUGUGUUGAAACACUUAGAACCGUAUGGAAUAAGUAUUGUGCUCAUUCCUUUGAGUAAUCUUCAUAUAUCCAGUGUGAAAUUAUAGUCAGACACUUAUUCAAAUACCAGUAUUAGACUGAAAUCUGUUACAGCGCCCCAUAUCACUGACUUGUUCAAUUAAAUGUUAUAAAGUCCUAUUAUUUGUAUUUGCAGGGUUUUGGUACCACCAUGGCAUAAGUAUGGUAGGGAGGCAAUACAUACAUUACUUAGUCUUAGAUUGUAUUUACAUGUGUAUAAACAAUUUUGGAGAGAAUAAACUAUUAGAGAUGUAUGUGAAUGAUGCUGUCCUCACAACCAUAUCGAGCAGAUGAAAUCCUGACUAGAUGCUUCAGACAUUUUAAAGAUCUAUUUUCAGCCAGCCUGGUUCUAACAGCCUGGUUAUAUUUUGUGGUUUGAAGACCCCUUAUCCUUGGUGAUUAGCAGGAGCACACCCUGUAUAUAUGCGGCUGGCACUGAGAAUUACCUAAUAGCAUGGAAGGGCCUUAACUAAAUCCUUACCUCCCCUAAAGCCUCUGGUCCCAAGAAAACUCCAGGUGAAGACUUUCUUCUUCAAGAGAACUUUGCCUGAAAAUGCACAGAAGAUUUUGUAAUAGGGUUAAUUUUAGGGAGGUAACUGGGGCAGGGCUUUCUAAUACCUAACAGUCAUGUUUUAAUGAAACCUUUGGGCAGUGGAAACUGGCCCAUCUAUGCACAGUGUUUGCUCAGUCUUUCCUGUGCACCAUAUAUGUAGCUAGCUAGGCCUUGAGGAAGGUUUUCCAGCGGGUAGGAUAGAGAAGCAGAGGAGACAAACAGGAGGAAAAGCAUUCCGAACCCAAGAGGACAGUACAGUUAACUGAGUGAGGUUGUGUGUUAUGGAUAUGGCCUUCAGUAGUUCAAAAUAAUAAGUUGUAAUGGUUGGAUCACAGUUAUAGCAAUAACAAGUUAUAGUUUUUAUUAUGUCAGGAUUUACCUGUAAUCAAACUCAUUCUUUUACUCUCUUUAUCAACUAAUAGAUGAGUUAGUGAUUUUUGACUUCUGAAAAAGUGACAUUAUAAUUGGGGAAUAUCUGUCAGAAACUCAGUGGUUAAUCAUUAUGACUGAGUUAUCAGAAUUAUAGAGAGUCUCUACUUUCAGAUACCACAGUUGAAUCAACCUUGGAGAUUUUUAUAAAGAAAAGCAUUUUUAAGAGCAUAUUUUAUUUGCUAGGUCGUAUGUCAGUCUAAGAAUUGGAUGACUAAGAGCUAUAGGUUUAUCUUUAUUAACGUGAUUUCAGUAAACACAAGUGUACCUCUGUUUCUUUGCUAUAUAUACAGUAGUGUGGAUCAUGACGUAAACUGUUUAAUCCACAUUCAUCAACAUAUCUAGAAUGUUUGAUUUCAUCUGAAAGAUUGUGAUUCAAUUUAGAUAAGCACAAAUACAGUAUUAGGAAAAGUAAAUAUGCAGUCUUACUAAAAUUUAAUUACAACCUAUUAAAAGCUGUACAUCUUUAAAAGGAUUCUUUGGGAAGAUAUUUUUCUUUUGCUAGAAGUCAGAAAAUGUAUCACUAUAAUUUCCUUCAGAGCAGCAACACAAACCAUUUGACUAAAACAUGUUAAAAAUUAUAUUACCUUCUUUGGAAAGUUUCCUAAAUUUUAAAGAAUUCUAAAGUUUUACAUAUUAUUUUCAGAGCUUAAUCUAUUUUAAAAUAAUACUAUGAGAAAGCUUUUUUUGAAAGUUGUAAAAUACUAAUACAAAUAUAUUUAUCAUCAUCAUAUUCCAGAGAAAAACAUUUGGCUUUUCCUAACUUUCACCUUAGUACACACAUAAUUAAAAGGGUGUGACCCCUCCUUUUCAGGUCUGACGCCCAGCUUCCCAAAUGAAAGUUCUCCCUUUCUGCUCUAACACAUGAACACACGCCUUUUAAGCACCAUGUUUACGGAAGCUUUUGGGAAAUGUUUUCCAUGAAUGUUUCAUUUUCCCUUUUUCUUUUUUUAAAGUUUAUGAACAUUUUAUUUAAAGAUGACAAUUUUACUCUGUUAAAGAGGUACACUAGAAAACUAUUUUUUUCUACCAUCUUUGAAAAGUAUAGUUAUGCUCAGUGAUACUGCUGGCAUAAAUAUGAAUCUAUAGAAAGAAAACUUGUGCAGAGGUUUUAAAAUAUAUUGUUUAAAAGAGGUAUAGUAAUGAAUGAGUUUUAAUUUGUAAAAAAGAAACCGAUAUAAAUUUAAACCAGUUAUGCUAAGAUGGCAUAGUUUCAAAUUUAAGAGUACUACAGUAAGUCCUUUAGACCUCCUAUUUAAAUUGACUCCAGUAAUCUGCUUAAGGAUUAAUAGUAGCCAUCAAUAUUGGCUUAAAAGUUAUAGUUUAGGGAACAUUAUCAGUAUUAAAUCUGUGCUUUUUUGGAGCUUAAUUUGAAGGAGAUGGAGAAGUUGGUGUUUCUGAGGGUUGUGGUGAAAUAUACAUCAACCUAUUUUAGAAAGAACUUUUCAUUGUCAGCCUUGCUUCAAGCAAACCAGAAGCAUCCAGUGUUUAAAACCUUUUGUUUAGAAUGCUUUGUUAAGUCAUAAUUCUUUUUGUUUUAGGUAGUACUAAAUAGUCUACUCCAAUAGUAAAUAACAGAUGAAUAUAAUCAUUAAAUUAAUAUGACAAAUAAUUGGGGUUUCAUAUCCAGUUGGUGAAUGAGCUGUGUGUGAUACUCUACGCAGUUAAUUCUUAACCUGUUUCCUCUUCUGAAUUUACAGUAUGGAGCCUAUACUAUUCAAAAUGUUGAUUUUGGUUUAAAUCAUCUCGGAGGUACCUCCCAGAUCUAAAAGUAUGAUCCUAGGCCACAUAAUGGGGUGUUUUUAAGUUGUUUAUACUUAUCAUUCCUUUUUUUUUUAAUAGUUCAUUUCAUAUUUCAGAGCUUUUGCUAAAAGAUACUAAUUUUUAAGCAUCAUUUCCUAGGUCAUCAACAGUCUUUGUUCACCUAAGGAAUAAGGUAGAAAAUUCAUAUGGACAAGCAAAUGAGGACAUUUUAUUAAAUGCUUCUUGCUAGUUAACCACUGGAUAUAUGAACAUAUAUGAGCACUAUUAUUUAUGCAUUUAUCCAUUCAUUUAGCAAACCAUUUGACCACUUACUAUGUGCCGUGUGGUGUACGUGACUUAAGGAACUAGUAAUAAGUAAACAAAAUCUUCCCAAACAAAAUUUUGAUUGUAAUUUAAACAAAUAAUGGACAUAAUUAUCAUUACUUAAUGUACUGAAUGUAAAGUUGGAACUGAUAGGGAAUUUUUUUAUGCAUUGGGGGAAGGAUUAGGCUAGAUGACAUCUAGGGAUCUGAGUGAAUCACAUCAAUUCAUAUAACAUUUCAUAUAUAAACAUCAAUCAACCUGAUUAUGUUACAAAAUUAAGGGUACCUAACUGACAUUAAGGAUUUACAUUUUGAGACUGUUGGGACAGCCCAUAUUUCUAAGAAUUAUUUUGACACUUGAACCUAUUCCGGAGGUGUUGCUACAUAAGGUGUGUGACAGAACAAUAUUAAGAAGCUGGUACUGACUUAUUAUAUGUUUUUAACUACAAAAGCUUUAUACCCAGUGUUGACAGUGAAGUAAUUUUCUAAAACUGAAAAAUCUCAAAGGAGAUUGCUGAACAGGUUAUUUCUUAUUUUGUUUUGUUUUUUGUUUUUAAAGCAAGAAAGAUUAUAUAAAAUAUAGUUAUUACAAAUAUCUACUUUUUAGAAAGCACACAUGUUACAUGGUAAAAGGAGGGUUUUCUUUAAAAUGCAGGAGUGGUAAACAAAAUAGUUCCAUGUUUAAAUUGAUAAGUACUUGGGAAAUAAACAUUGAAUGAGGUCGAUUAUUAACUAGGCAGAGAUUCCUUACCACUUGAGGGUUCUGUGAAUUACAUUGUAAUUCCUAUUGACACAGCUUUAUAUAUUAACAUCGCUUAUACUAACAUUCUCUAUAAAGAUAAAAAUUGGAAAUAACUAAUAUUAAAAAGACCUUGUAUGCAUCAGUUUUUUAAACCAGGAAAAUGUCUACCUACAUGUAAGAUUAGAAUCUAGAACAAACUGAAAAUAGGAACACUAACAUCCAAGUAACCAAGCUAGUUUGGGUUUAAAAGUUUUUCUAUGGCACUGGUUAAAAUUUACUUUCAAAAUGUUUUAAUUUACUCAAUUUUUCAUGUAUUUUAUGUUGUUAAAAUAUAUAUUGCAUAUACUUUUUGUAUAUGUAUUCUUAAAAUUUAGAAAGUCAAUGGAGUGUGCCAAGAUGGUAUAAUUUUAGAUGUCUAAUUUAAAAGAUGUUUAACCAGCUUCCCAGUCAUCUCAUUUCAAAAGCUUGAUAGGUUCUAAAAACUAUCCUCAGAGUAAGGAGUGAGCUUGUGAAGGUCUGCGUUGUAGAUGGCAAUGUGCAGGAUGGGUACAAGACACUGGUGGCAGACGUUUCAGGUUUCUUUUUUGAAUUAGUGCUUUUUGUCUUUUUGCUUGUUAAAAUUUUGUUGUUGAUUUAACAAAGGCAAACUGUUGUGAUAAAUUUUUUUUUUUAUGUUAAGUAUUGAUGCUUUAAGCACAUGUUAACUGAUUUUUUUUAAAAUUCCUCCUUUUGGUUCCUCCCAUUGUUUUAAAAAAGACUUUCAGUUUAUCCAUCCUGAAUGAACAAAGCAUCACCAAGGAGAAAAGAAAACAUUUUUUUUUCUUUACAGAAAACAAAUGUUAAGAUUAUAUAUAGUUGUAUUCUUUACAUUGGAUAUUGUAUUAGAGUCCUCCUUACAGGAAAUUAGUUUUAGCUCUUUUAGCAUUAGCAUUCCUAUAUUGGUGUCUAUAGCUACAGUUUUAAAAUGUAUAAUCUAAAAAUGAAGUUAAUUUUGCAUUAUAAGAGCACACCAUGAUCUAUGUAAAAAGAUUGUCCAUUUGGUGUAUUUUUUUAAAAAAGAAAAGGCACUUUCAUAUUAACAAGUAGCAUGUGUAUGAAUUUUAGAUUUUCCUAUUUGUUGUGUCUGUAUUCAGUGAAGUAAAAUUAAGCAUUCAAAUGUUUGUUGAUGGCAACAUUAACUGUUAAAUUAAAGCACCUUAUAUUCUGCUGCUUAAACUUGCUUGUAAUUGCACCUUUGUUACCUGCACAUUUUCACAUAGAAUAUUGUUAUAACGUUGCUUCAUGUGGGUCUGGAUGGAAGGUUAGUGGGCCUACAGGAUCAUUUAUUUAUACUGUUUAUAAUUCAAUAAUAUAUUGUAGACCAGCUGUUAAGUUCAUUUCUUUACAAAUAAAAGCCUCUUCCAUUUGGCUGGUCUAUUGAAUAAUUUCUUUUUUUCUUUAAGCUUAUGAGGCACGGGGAAUACAUUUCUAAGUAAACAAACAAAAAGCUUAAUGAGGGGUUUGAAAAAGUUAUAACUUUUCCUGAUUUAAAAUCUGCAGAGUAUAAAUCUUUACUAAUUAAGUGCAAUAUAUUUUUAGAUAAUGAUCCCAUGUUAUUCAAUUAGAAAGCAAUACAUUUAGAGGAAAAGUAACAGAGUAGAGAGAACAAGGUUUAGAUACUGCAAAAUUAGACAGUGUCUAUGUAGUUUAAUGCAUAAAGUGACUGUUAUUUUGCCAUUUGGACUGCUUUAUUCCAGUAGUUCUCAGCCGGGGGCAAUUUCACCUACCAGGGGAGAUUUGGCAAUGUCUGAAGACAUUUUGGUUGUCAUGACAGGAGAAGGAAAUGCCACCAGCAUUCUGCUAAAUAUCCCACGGACAGCCUCCCAAAAUAGUUAUCCAACCCAAAAUGUCAGUAGUUCUGAGGAUAAGAAACCCUACUUUACUUUUACAGUGUGAUACAUUGUCAAUGUAAUUAUAAUUUGACAUGCAAGUGACAUAUAACUUAACUGAAAAUGAAUCUGGUAUGUCAUAGAAAGAGACCUAGUCACCACUCUCAAUUCUGUGAAGUAAGCAACUGAAAUUUUGCAGAAAUAUUUGCAUUAAAAACAUUUUUUUGUAAAUUAGCUAGGUUUAAAUUGAGCUAACUUUCUUCUUAUAUUAAAGAAUAUUCAUACCAUA